Molecule: messenger RNA, 2101 nt
Organism: Magnolia sinica
Lineage: Eukaryota; Viridiplantae; Streptophyta; Magnoliopsida; Magnoliales; Magnoliaceae
Product: 3-isopropylmalate dehydratase large subunit, chloroplastic-like
Exons: 15
Coding region: 39-1649 (536 amino acids)
Biological process (GO): amino acid biosynthetic process
Molecular function (GO): 4 iron, 4 sulfur cluster binding; 3-isopropylmalate dehydratase activity
Source: RefSeq, a predicted model, not a curated record
CCAAACGACCCCUUAGUCCUUACGAGGAAAAACCCUUUAUGAGGGAAUACAAACGAGAAACAACCAAUCAGGAUCCUCUCUCUCUCCGAGCUGCCGUUUCCAUGGCUCUCGCCUUUUCCUCUGCAAUCGCUUCGACUAGCUCCCCUCUCUUCAAAAAGGGAGACAUGGCUCUUUCUUCUCCUUCUUUCCCUUCUUCAAGUAACUUGCAGAAAUGCACGGGAAGGUCUUCGAAAUCCGCUUCCACUGUCGUCGCAGUCAUGUCUCCGCCGCAGCCUCAGCAGCGGCCUCCUUCGACCACCGGCUCGGUGAAACAUGCGAUGACAAUGACGGAGAAGGUCCUGGCAAGGGCGUCAGAGCGGGCGCGGUUGGAACCCGGCGAGAAUAUCUGGGUGAACAUUGACGUUUUGAUGACCCACGAUGUCAGCGGGCCCGGGACGAUCGGGAUAUUCAAAAAAGAGUUCGGUGAGAAUGCGAAGGUUUGGGACCGUGAAAAGAUUGUCAUUAUACCUGAUCACUACAUUUUUACAAGUGAUGAGCGUGCAAAUCGUAAUGUGGAUAUCUUGAGGGAUUUCUGCAAGGAGCAAAACAUCAAGUACUUCUACGACAUCACAGAUCUAAGUGAUUUCAAGGCCAAUCCAGAUUAUAAAGGCAUAUGCCAUAUUGCUCUGGCCCAAGAAGGUCAUUGCAGACCUGGAGAGGUCCUGCUUGGCACAGAUUCACACACGUGUACUGCUGGAGCAUUUGGCCAGUUUGCGACAGGAAUUGGAAACACCGAUGCAGGUUUUGUUAUGGGCGCUGGGAAGCUCUUACUUAAGGUGCCCCCAACUUUGAGGGUUAUCUUGGAUGGAGAAAUGCCUAACUUUUUGCUUGCCAAGGAUUUGAUUUUGCAAAUCAUUGGUGAAAUUACUGUAUCCGGGGCAACAUACAAAUCCAUGGAGUUCAUUGGCUCUACUGUUGAGAGUUUAUCUAUGGAAGAAAGGAUGACAUUGUGCAACAUGGUCGUUGAAGCUGGAGGCAAGAACGGUGUUAUCCCUGCUGAUCAAACUACAUUUAAGUACCUUGAGGGGAAGACAACUUUGAGUUAUGAACCACUGUACAGUGAUGAGCAAGCCAGCUUUAUUUCUGAGUACAAAUUCGAUGUUUCCAAGUUGGAGCCAGUGGUGGCAAAGCCUCAUUCUCCUGAUAAUCGUGCUUUGGCAAGAGAAUGCGAAGAUGUGAAAAUUGAUAGAGUAUACAUAGGCUCCUGUACUGGUGGAAAAACUGAAGAUUUUCUAGCUGCAGCCAAGAUCUUUUUAGCAUCAGGUGAAAGGGUCAAAGUGCCAACUUUUAUUGUCCCCACAACCCAAAAGGUUUGGAUGGAUCUCUAUGCCCUUCCAGUUCCAGGAUCGGGUGGUAAAACUUGCUCUCAAAUAUUUGAAGAAGCCGGUUGCGAUGGCCCGGCAAGUCCUAAUUGUGGGGCUUGUUUAGGUGGCCCCCGAGACACUUAUGCACGCAUGAACGAACCACAGGUGUGUGUCUCUACCACAAACCGGAACUUCCCUGGUCGAAUGGGGCACAAGGAUGGACAGGUCUAUCUGGCUUCACCAUAUACAGCGGCAGCAUCGGCUUUAACUGGUUUUGUCACGGACCCAAGAGAGUUCUUGCAGUAACUACCUAAACCUGACGAUGAUAUGCAUUAGUCCAAUGCUUUUAGUAGGUUUGAGUGUAUCUGUGCAUUUCGCAUUGUAUUUAUAAAUGAGGCCCAAAAGGAGAGGAGAUCGCCACAGAAUGCAAGCGAGAUAAAACAUUAGUUUAGUGGUUGUCAGGUUGUCUUUUAGGGCCCAUUUGGAUUAUUGUAUCGGUCAAUCCAGGAUCCAGCAAUACAUGCGUUAUAAAAUAAUCGUUAGGGCUAAUUCAGUUUAAAAUGCACGGACAAAAAAGAAAAACGAAAAAAAGAAGGUUUAGAAUGCAUGUAAUCCUGGAUUACUGGCAGACCGUUAUAGUGUAUUGUAGGAUCGGUGUGAGUGAAAAGCAGCAGUCUGUGUAAUGCAAUUUCCAGUGUCCUGGAUGAUCAGCCGGUCUUAUGAUUUGGCAUAAUGGUUAAGAAGUUGCUAAUUUUCUC